AUGAUUGAUCGUGACUUCCUUGGUCAUGAAGUAAGGAUGGCAGCGACGGACUUCAUCGCUCAGGAAAUGAAGAUAGCAGCGAGCAGCGAGGCACUUGUUGACCCGAGAAGUGUGGAUGGCAGCGUGGCACUUGAUGACUCGGGAAGUGUGGAUGGCAGCGUGGCACUUGAUGACUCGGGAAGUGUGGAUGGCAGCGUGGCACUUGAUGACUCGGGGAGUGUGGAUGGCAGCGUGGCACUUGAUGACUCGGGAAGUGUGGAUGGCAGCGUCGCACUUGAUGAUUCGGGAAGUGUGGAUGGCAGCGUCGCACUUGAUGACUCGGGAAGUGUGGAUGGCAGCGUGGCAUUUGAUGACUCGGGAAGUGUGGAUGGCAGCGAGGCACUUGAUGACUCGGGAAGUGUGGAUGGCAGCGUGGCACUUGAUGACUCGGGAAGUGUGGAUGGCAGCGAGGCACUUGAUGACUCGGGUAGUGUGGAUGGCAGCGUGGCACUUGAUGACUAG
Messenger RNA from Procambarus clarkii (red swamp crayfish), 501 nucleotides. RefSeq lists its product as uncharacterized. NCBI's taxonomy places the organism in Eukaryota, Metazoa, Arthropoda, Malacostraca, Decapoda, Cambaridae. The record is from RefSeq and is a predicted model, not a curated record.